Austrofundulus limnaeus is the source of this 1108-nucleotide messenger RNA. Its product is annotated as RING finger protein 223. The record is from RefSeq and is a predicted model, not a curated record. Gene Ontology annotation, biological process: protein ubiquitination. Gene Ontology annotation, molecular function: 2 iron, 2 sulfur cluster binding; ubiquitin protein ligase activity. The coding region runs from base 220 to 678 and encodes 152 amino acids. The transcript is spliced from 4 exons. NCBI's taxonomy places the organism in Eukaryota, Metazoa, Chordata, Actinopteri, Cyprinodontiformes, Rivulidae.
CACAAACCCAGCAGACAGUCCUGACAGGCGGCAGACGAGCCUCUCCAGCACCGUUCACCCAGCAGCUGAGUCACCUUUAAACAGGUUCACUACUCGCCGUGGGAGCUGUGGACCUUCUGUCAGCUCUACAGUUCUCUGGAAACCUGAUUUACAGACUUUGAUCAGGACUCAGCUCAUCCUGAGGCCUUUAUUCUUAGAGGAGGGGGGUCCAGUUUGAAGAUGGUCCUGUGUGAGGAUGGAGAGUGCAGCGUCUGCCUCUUGCCGUACUCCCGCGUGGACAGGAUCCCCCGGGUGCUCCACUGCAGGCACACCUUCUGCGAGUCCUGCCUGAGGACCAUAUCGCAGGUCAGAGGUGGGCUCCUCACCCUGCCCUGCCCCCUGUGCCGACGGGUGACCGGCAUAGGCGGGGGCCGCGGGCUGCAGGAGRCCCUGUGGGUCAACGACAAGCUCUGGGAGCAGAUACCAGAGGAGGAGGAGGAUGGACGGCAGCAAAAAGCAGAGACGGAAAGGACGGAGGCCGAACAGGCAGAGUGCGCUUCGAGGUCUGCUGCCGUCAAGCUCAAACUGCCGGCCUUCUUCAGGAAGUUCAGUCUGACCAAGCAGCAGGAGAGGAUCAUCCCCGGCAGUAACGUGGAGAUGAAGUCGUGGCGCAGACUCUCAGCCGAUGAAACGGAUUAAAAACGAGGAGGGAGGGAGAAUAAGAAGCUGCAGCUCUCAGGAUGUUCUGACAUUGGGAUCCGCUCCAGGACCAGAUUCAGCAUUGAGCCUCGGACCAAGAAUCCAUUUAUGCUCCUGUCAGGACCUUUGUUUUGUUCUCAGCCAAAGGUGUCCCCCUUUUUUUAUUCUAGGCUUAAUUCUUCCAGCUGGUGCUGUGGGAUUUAGUUCAGCUGUCUCUGUGGGACUAACACCCCGGGACCCCCUCAGAACAGAUGGUCUCUCCGUGCUCAACACUUAACUUAUUCUUUAUUUAUGUCAGCUAGUGAAACCUUGUGUGAAAUGAUUUGUCUUUGUUUUUGUUUCGGCUGGUGUCUCCUGUCAUCCUGACAUGAUGGAAGCAUCAUGAAGCCACGACACGAGUAGAAAACAUGAAUUAUUUUUUAAAAAGUGA